AUGGCGAAAGCCGUGUCUUGGAUCCUACUUUUUUUGGCCAUAGAAGUCCAAUUGUGCCCCGAGGUCGAAAUGUGCCCAGCCUGGAGAUACGGGUUCGGAGCCGUUGACUCCAAGGAGCGCGGCGGGAAUGACAUCUUGCCUCGCUGUUACGAGUUGGGAAAGACCGGCUUAAAGAAACAGCAACAGAAGCCUGCCGCAGGUCUACGGAUAACAAAACUUCCGUUUGAAAGUCCCGCACGGCGAGGUAAGCCUACUUCGCCCACCAACUUGACGGCGACUUUUUUUUUGGGGGGGGGGAGGUAGGAAAUAAGUCUGUCCUAUUGAAUAGCUAUAUUCCCCCCCUCUGCAGCCUCCUGGCUUUCCCCUUCAGAUCAAGGCUCUAGCCUUCUCUUCUCUCGCUCUCCUUCCCCUUGGGUUAGUGGUGUAGUGGAAUAGGGAAGGGGGGGGCACGGGGCGCCGGGACAAUGCUCUUCGCUCCCGGUCUGCUCAUUGAGAAAACUCUGCACGCCGAACAAAUUAGCUUUUCUCUUAAAGAUAAUCCACUAAGGGCCCGUCUAUACCUCGUCUUAAUGUGGAUUGUGAACCCCUCGCUCUCACCUUCUUUAAUUCAGUCUUAUACACUCGGAGCCCCUGCUGUCCCAUAUUUCCUCCUGCCUGACUCUGGAGAUUCCCUGCGCUUUGCAAAUUUAGGAGCGCAUCUUACAUAAACGACUAAAACAAUAAAAUCAUCAGUAAAACCAGCUAUUUAAAAGAAUAAUAAUAAUAAUAAUAAUAAUAAAUUUUAUUUAUAUCCCGCCCUCCCCAGCCGAAGCCGGGCUCAGGGCGGCUAACAACAAUAAAACAGUACAAAAGUACAGCAUAAACAACAGUCUAAAAUCAUUCGUUAUAAAAUUAAUUAAUUCAAGCCACUGGCAACCAUUGGGCCAGAGCUCCGCGAAGAUUGCUGAGGGAGGGAGUCAGGCUGUGCCCUGGCCAAAGGCCUGGUGGAACAGCUCUGUCUUGCAGGCCCUGCGGAAAGAUGUCAAGUCCCGCAGGGCCCUGGUCUCUUGUGACAGAGUGUUCCACCAGAUCGGAGCCACAGCCGAAAAAGCCCUGGCUCUAGUUGAGGCCAGCCUAACUUCUCUGGGGCCUGGGACCUUCAAGAUGUUUUUAUUCGAAGACCGUAAGUUUCUCUGUGGGGCAUACCAGGAGAGGCGGUCCCGUAGGUACGAGGGUCCUAGGCCGUAUAGGGCUUUAAAGGUUAAAACCAGCACCUUAAACCUGAUCCUGUACUCCACCGGGAGCCAGUGCAGCUGGUAUAGCACCGGGUGAAUGUGAUCUCGCAGCGAAGACCUCGUAAGGAAUCUCGCUGCAGCAUUCUGCACCCGCUGGAGUUUCUGGGUCAGUCUCAGGGGCAGCCCCACGUAGAGCGAGUUACAAUAAUCCAGUCUGGAGGUGACCGUCGCAUGGAUCACAGUGGCUAGGUCAGGGCGAGAGAGGUAAGGAGCCAACUGCUUAGCUUGGCGGAGAUGGAAAAAUGCCGCCUUUGUUAUAGCUGCAAUCUGCGCCUCCAUGGAAAGGGAGGUGUCGAAGAUUACACCCAAACUCUUAACGGACGGUGCUGGCACUAAUUGCGCCCCGCAAGAGAUGGGAGUUGCCACCAAUCCCAUAUCGCCCCGUCCCAGCCACAGGACCUCUGUCUUCGAAGGAUUUAGCUUCAACCGGCUCCCACGAAACCAUCCAGCCACAGCUUCCAAACAUCUAGUCAGUGUGUCUGGGGCCGAGUCAGGAUGGCCAUCCAUCAACAGAUAGAGUUGGGUGUCAUCGGCAUACUGAUGGCAACCCAGCCCAAAACUCCGAACAAGCUGGGCGAGGGGGCGCAUAAAGAUGUUGAAAAGCAUCGGGGAGAGUAUCGCACCCUGAGGUACUCCACACACCAAGGAGUGGCGCGAUGACAAUUCCCCCCCAAGUGCCACCCUCUGUCCCCGACCGGAGAAUCCAAAAAUAAUUAAGAUCCACAAUAAGCUAAAAUGACUGGCUGGGGGAAAUGGGAUUUCUGCAACUAUAGUUGACUAGCCUUUUCUUCUGUCAUGGAUGCUUUAGCUAAGAUUUCUGCAUUGGAGGGGUUGGACUAGAUGACCCUUGGGGUCCUUUCAACUCUGAUUCUAUGACUUUUCUGUUUUCCAGGUUCCUUCCCGUUUUUCACUCUGCUGGCCUCUGUCAUAUUAGCUUGGAACACCUUCUGCCAUUUCAGGCUGAGAUGCUACCGUCGCAGAAGAGACCUCCGGGAUGAGGACACAUUCGAUGAACCCCUGGAGCAGAUUCAGCUGGACUCUCCUCCACCACACCAUCUCAUUGACAUUCCUCCCCCUUACAUUGCAGGCCCUCCUCCCCCCUAUUUUGAAGGCCCCCCUCCUCCCUAUGUUGAUGGCCCCCCUCCCUCUUAUGAAGAAAGUCAAUCACCAUCUAAUGUUGGAGCCUCUGCGUUUUUUGGGAAUCCACCCUCACAAAAUCCCCGCCUAGCUUAUGUGCAGUAUCGUGUACGUCGUCCUGUAAAUGGAGAGAAUGGGCCUGUCAUGUGGCUUAUCUUGCAAAGAGAUGCUGCUGGGAAUGUUUCAGCAUCAUAUCUGGAAUCCGAUUCUGAUUCUGAUGUUGAGCGCUGA
Messenger RNA from Podarcis lilfordi (Lilford's wall lizard), 2642 nucleotides. NCBI's taxonomy places the organism in Eukaryota, Metazoa, Chordata, Lepidosauria, Squamata, Lacertidae. The record is from the annotation of a GenBank genome assembly.